UUUUACCGCCGGUGGUUCUGCUAUCAUUGAGAAUUAGAAAUUGGGCUUGAGUUAUCUAGUCACUUCCCCCACCUUUUUUUGGGGUUUUUUUCCAGAGUGACCUGCCUAUCCAUCUCUCGUGCAUAGCAUUCUGUUCAAGUUUCUCCAUGGAUUCCAGUGUCCCCAGUUCUGACGGUCAUGCCGUCGAUGCCCCAAUUCCCAAGGAUAUCACAGAGACUUUCUCCGAUUCCUCUAGUGCUGGUCCCGAUCGGGAAAAAUCAUUACCCAUCUUAUCCUGUGAUUCCUCGGCGUCCGGCUCCAUAAGGGGCAACUUACAUGGUGCUGAAGUCCAUCAAUUGAAGCAAAACCGCUCCGAAAAUGCAUUGGAGGGACAGAAUUUUGGUCGAGGGCCAUAUUUUUCAACCCGAUCCUCCAGUCGAGCGCCUAGGAGACUAAGUGGGAGCACUGCUGCAAGCUCCAUCAGUGAGUAUGAAACUGCCCCCACAACUAUGGGGAAAAUUGGCGUUUGUGCUUUGGAUGUGAAAGCUAGGAGCAAACCUAGCCAGAAUAUUUUAACACGGCUACAAGCCAAGGGUGACUUCGAGGUCAUUGUUUUCGGUGACAAAGUCAUCCUUGAUGAGGCGGUGGAGAAUUGGCCUGUGUGUGAUUUUCUCAUCGCCUUCUUCUCUGACGGCUUUCCUUUGGAUAAAGCUAUCGCAUACGCAAAACUUAGGAAGCCAUUCUGUGUCAACGAUUUGCCCAUGCAGAAGGUUUUGUGGGACCGCCGUCUCUGUCUGCGAAUCCUAGAUCAUAUGAGCGUACCUACCCCCAAAAGAUUAGAAGUCAACCGUGAUGGCGGGCCUACCUUGGAGUCUCCAGAGCUUGCCCAGCAUAUAUAUAAGCUUACCGGAGUUAAACUUGAAGGCCCCGUCGACGGCACAGGAGGAGGCGCUUCCAAAACGAAGAGCGUGGCUAUCUCGGAGGACGGAGAUUCUCUUAUUGUUGACGGCAAGGCUUUUAGAAAACCCUUCGUUGAAAAGCCGGUCAAUGGAGAAGAUCAUAAUAUCCAUAUUUACUUCCCGAACGAUCAACAAUACGGGGGCGGCGGUAGGCGUCUUUUCCGGAAGGUUGGGAACAAGAGUUCUGAAUACGACCCCAAGUUGGUAGUUCCACGAUCAGUCACAGAAAAAGACACGAGCUACAUAUACGAACAGUUCCUGAGGGUCGAUAAUGCCGAGGACGUUAAGGCCUACACCGUUGGGCCAGAUUUUUGUCACGCAGAAACGAGGAAGUCUCCGGUGGUUGACGGACUAGUCCGUCGCAAUACGCACGGAAAAGAGCUAAGGUAUAUAACAAAACUGAGUAAAGAGGAGGCAUCGAUAGCAUCCAGAAUUUCUCACGGGUUUGGCCAGAGAAUCUGCGGGUUUGAUAUGCUUCGAGUCGGCGAGAGAAGUUAUGUAAUUGAUGUGAAUGGCUGGAGCUUUGUCAAGGAUAAUAACGAUUAUUAUGACAGGUGUGCCAGCAUUCUGAGAGACACUUUCAUCAAUGAGAAGCGAAGACGCGAAGGCACCAUAGAAACAUCCGAGCCAAUCUCGUCAGACUCUAACCAUCCAUGGAGACACUCGGUAUCCCACAGGCACGCGUUAAAAACCUUGCUGAAGUCACCUAGCUCGUCAAAGCUAUACAGUAGUCAAAGCGUCCCUAAAACACCUGAACCCAGUUCUUCCGAAUCUUUCUUGGCCGGGCUCACGACACCUAACCGCGAAAGCAUGGAGCAGGAAAGCAGCCAGAAGAGCACAGAUACAAAAGAACCAUCAGGAUCUUCUUCCGUCCAAAGUAUUCAGCAACCCUCUGCGUCCACGGAAAUACCAGGCGAAGGAAUCCCUCCUCCUCCUCCUCCUCCUCCUCCAGCCUCAAAGCAUUCCUGGAAGCUGAAGGGUAUGGUAGCCGUUAUCCGGCACGCUGACCGAACUCCAAAACAAAAGUUCAAGUUCACUUUUCACAGUCAGCCCUUUAUUGACUUAUUGAAGGGGCACCAGGAAGAGGUUGUCAUCAAGGGAGAGUCGGCCUUACGCAGUGUCUCAGAAGCGGUUGGUGUCGCAAUGGCGCAAGAACUUGAAGACAUGGAUAAACUCAAAUUACUCCUUACAUCUUUAGAGAAGAAGGGCGGGUGGCCUGGAACAAAAGUUCAGAUAAAGCCAAUGUUCCGCAAACGGAAAGUUGAAGAAUCUUCGGACAAGUCAUCGUGUUUGGCCACUCCUCUAGGUGAUGGGGCUGAGAAAGACCCCAUUUCGCCCUCCCUAAAUGAUUCAUCUCAAGAGAAUGAGAGCCUGAGUAGGCCCCAGACUAGAAGCGAUUCUAUAUCUGGUGCCACUUUCUCAAGGUUUUCUGCUGUUGAAAAUGAUCUCAUACUAGAUAAACUUCAACUUGUGAUAAAAUGGGGAGGCGAACCAACCCACGCAGCGCGCUAUCAAUCUCAAGAACUCGGUCUUAAUAUGCGAGAUGAUUUAAAGCUCAUGAACAAGGAAGCACUGAAUAAUGUUCGAAUCUUUACCAGUUCAGAGCGGAGAGUGAGUACCAGUGCUCAAAUAUGGGCCUGUUCUUUUCUUGAUCAGAAAGAGCUUCCGGAUGAUUUUAUUCAAGUCAGAAAAGACCUUCUGGACGACUCGAACGCUGCGAAGGAUGUUAUGGACAAAGUAAAGAAGAAGCUCAAAUUGCUCCUGCGUGAGGGGUCUGCACCUUCUCAAUUUACAUGGCCUAAAGAAAAUAUUCCCGAACCAUCGGUCGUCUUAUCGACUGUUGUUGAAUUGAUGAAGUUUCACCGAGAUGUUAUGAGACACAAUUUCCAAAAGCUCGACGGCUCCUUGCAAGGCUCAUCAAGUAGCGCCCAAGCUUCGGAAAGUUCUACAGUCCAACGCCCUUCGUUUCUGCCGAAUGAAAACCCAGCUUUGGCUUCCAUUCAAGGACGGUGGUGUACUGGCGAGGAUCCUUUGCUUUUCAAGGAAAGAUGGGAAAAGCUUUUUGCCGAGUUUUGUGAUACGGAAAAAGUUGACCCAAGCAAACUAUCGGAACUCUAUGAUAGCAUGAAAUUCGACGCUCUUCAUAACCGACAAUUCCUCGAGUGGGUAUUUAUGCCACCAGACAGUGAUGAGGGUGAAGAUGAGGAUGUAGGCGACAGCUUGAGAAGGGCUUCCCGCAAAGAUUCUAUCACUGAGACGAAGCCCCAUGAAGGUUACCAAAAGGGCGACGAAACCCCCGAAAAUCAGACUUUGGUUCAACGCUUUGGACUCAAACGACGAAUGCAUACUUUCGAAUCAAUUCCACAUCUGAGGGCCCUCGAUGCCUCUUAUGAUCAUUAUUUCAAGCUCUACCCUGGCUCCAGUUCAACGAAGACCAAGUUGGACUCUAGGCUUUCCAAGCUGAGGGAGCUAUAUAAGCUUGCAAAGGUUCUAUUCGAUUACAUAACUCCUCAAGAAUACGGCAUCACCGACACUGAGAAGCUAGAAAUUGGUCUUUUAACAUCAUUGCCACUCCUGCAGGAUAUAGUUAGAGAUCUGGAGGAGGUUCAGGCGUCUUCAGAUGCGAAGUCUGUGUUCUACUUUACAAAAGAGUCGCACAUAUAUACUCUUUUGAACUGUAUCCUAGAGGGCGGGAUCCAGACAAAGAUAGCAAGGUCGGCUAUUCCGGAGCUAGAUUACCUCUCCCAGAUUUGCUUCGAGCUUUACGAGGCCAAGGAUUGCGAAUCUUCGACAAAUUCUUACUCGAUCCGAAUCUCGAUUAGUCCAGGCUGUCAUGCGUUUGAACCCCUCGAUGUGCAGCUUGACUCAAGGCAUGCAAUCGGAUGCGCACCAAGGCGCAGCUUGACUGCCCAUCAGGACUGGAAAGAGGUCAUCGAAACACUAAAAGCAAAAUUCACCACGGUUAAACUUCCAAAAACAUUUACUGCUGUGAAUCUAAGUGAUAAAAUUGUCUCUAGAUCCUAGUAGGUAUUCUUUGCUCAUGUACUUUUAUUACAUCACAUUAGAAAGGGUCCUUGGUAUGUGUAUGGUUUGCAUGUUAUUAGUAGAGUAAGUAUUUGAAUGGAUAAAAUAGUAUAAGACCUGUCUGUAACUAUACUAGUUUAUCAGAGACUUUAUUUAUAUAUGCAUAUAAAUAUAAGUAAUAGGGUCAU
This is a messenger RNA of Aspergillus ochraceoroseus IBT 24754, 4150 nucleotides long. RefSeq names its product inositol polyphosphate kinase VIP1. Gene Ontology annotation, cellular component: cytosol. The coding region runs from base 147 to 3962 and encodes 1271 amino acids. NCBI's taxonomy places the organism in Eukaryota, Fungi, Ascomycota, Eurotiomycetes, Eurotiales, Aspergillaceae. Gene Ontology annotation, biological process: inositol metabolic process; inositol phosphate biosynthetic process. Gene Ontology annotation, molecular function: inositol hexakisphosphate kinase activity; 5-diphosphoinositol pentakisphosphate 1-kinase activity; diphosphoinositol pentakisphosphate kinase activity. The transcript is spliced from 3 exons. The record is from RefSeq and is a predicted model, not a curated record.